Messenger RNA from Penaeus vannamei (Pacific white shrimp), 2085 nucleotides. Lineage: Eukaryota; Metazoa; Arthropoda; Malacostraca; Decapoda; Penaeidae. The record is from RefSeq and is a predicted model, not a curated record.
GAGCUCCGAGUUACACUUCCAAAAUCUCGUUUGGAUCUCGCCACGAUGGACAAGGACAUGCAGUGGGUCCACCGGGGCUACGGCAAGAACCACGUGAAGCUGCUGCACCUUCGUCGGGAGGGUCCUGUGCACAGCGUCAAGGAGUACGAGGUCAACACGGCGCUCACCCUCGACAGCGACAAGGACUACAUCGUCGGCGACAACUCGGACAUCAUCGCGACGGAUUCGCAGAAGAACACGGUCUACAUCCUGGCCAAGAACCAUGGGGUGAAGUCGCCGGAGGACUUCGCCCUCCUGCUGUGCUCCCACUUCCUCAGCAAGUACAGCCACGUGGUCUCCGUCAAGGUGGACGUGGAGGAGUACCCCUGGCGGCGCCUCGUCACGGAGGGCAAGGCGCACAACCACGCCUUCCUCUUCUCGCCGGAGGUCCUCCACACGUGCUCCGUCUCGCAGGACCGCGGAGGGCAUCCGCUCGUGUGGACCGGCCUGCAGGGCAUGCGGGUCCUCAAGACGACCCAGUCCUCCUUCACCAACUUCGUCAGCGACGAGUUCCGCUCCCUGCCCGACAUGGAGGACCGCCUCUUCUCCACGGUGGUGGCCGCGUCGUGGCAGUACGAGGACGUCAAGGACAUCGACUUCGGCAGAAUCUGGAUAAAGAUGCAGAAGAUAAUCUACGAUAAGUUUGCCGGUCCUCCCGACUACGGCAUCUACUCGCCAUCGGUCCAGAACACCGUCUUCCUCAUCCAGGACACGGCGCUCAAGGAGAUCCCGCAGAUAACCCAGAUAAAGGUGACGAUGCCCAACAAACACUACUAUGGCGUCGACCUCAGCAAGUUCCCGGAUGUGGGAAGCCAGACAAACGAAGAUGUUUUCCUUCCAAUCGACAAGCCAUCAGGAAAUAUUUCCGGCACCCUCGGGAGAAAGAUGUCAUCAAAACUCUAAGAAAUGAAAGAAAAAGAAUGAUCAAAAUAUGAACUGAUGAUGAUAAAUGAUGUUAAAAUCACCUGCUUGGUUAGAAAGCCACUAUAUUACAUGGGAAUCGUAAGUUUGUAUUUCAUCCUGCCGGAGCCACGUAUAUCCUUGUGUCGUAUCGUAACUGGACUGAGUUAAGGAGAGACGCGUAAUAAAGGGCGUCGGAAUAAUGAGUUAGGAACCGAACCCGAAGCUUGUUUCGAACUUUCUCGCAUCGUGUCUCGCUCAGUUUGAGUCCGUUCAGAAGCUGUCUCUUAUCAAAAUAGAUUUGGUAUUUUGCAGAAAAGGUCUUCUUCUCCUCAUAACAGCUUAUAUGUAAAACGAUGAGUAUUGCCACUUCAAUCAGUCACUUCAGUCAGUCACACAGCUUAUAACCCAGUGGAGUAUCGCCACUUCAGUCUGUCACUUCAGUCAGUCACACAGCUUAUAAACCACUUCAGUCAACCACACACUUUAUAACCUAGUGUAGUAUCAUCUCGUCAGUCAGUCACUUCAAUCAGUCACACAGCUUAUAAACCAGUGAAUCAUCAUCACUUCAAUCAGUCACACAGUACAUAACCCAGCGGAGUCGCGUCACGUCACUCACUUCAGUCAGAUUCAGUAAAUACGAGACGUUCAUAAAUUUCGAAUCAUUCAGAGAACGACCAAUAAGCUGCCAGUGACUCGAGCAGCAGUGUAGCUCAGCUGAUACGCGCAACCUCACCCUUCAACAAAGACUUUAUAAGUAAUAAGGGCUUGUAAGUAAUACGUACUUGUAUAGACCUUAUACUUGUAGCGUGUACUUAUAGAAUCCUUUUAAAAUGAUGUGCAAAAUAAGCUGAGAGGUUCCUUCAAGUGUUACGCUGGGGUUACUUAUGAUAUCCUGUUCUGCGAGUAUUCAACAUUACUUAUAAGAAGGAUAAGUGAUUAGAGAAUAGUAUGUUCAUGGUGUUACUAAUACAUAUGUAUAUAUAGAGAGAGAUUUUACAUUUUUUGGCAAAUCACGUUUAACAUAAUUGUUGUUUUGUUUAACAAUAAAUGGUCGAAAUGUGUCUUUUUUGAGAUGUUUAGGCCUGUGCUAAUAAACUAAUAUAUUUUGUUAAUAUGUUGUUAAAAAUAAAGUUUUAAAACAUC